Molecule: messenger RNA, 2727 nt
Organism: Ruditapes philippinarum (Manila clam)
Lineage: Eukaryota; Metazoa; Mollusca; Bivalvia; Venerida; Veneridae
Product: probable ATP-dependent RNA helicase DDX43
Exons: 22
Coding region: 75-2576 (833 amino acids)
Molecular function (GO): RNA helicase activity; ATP binding; RNA binding
Source: RefSeq, a predicted model, not a curated record
ACUACGGUAACUACUAGCUUUUAAAGUCUUCCAUGUGAGGGAAAUUUUAUUUUUCUGAUUUUCGAAAAAAAAAUAUGGAAGAAGACUGGGAUGAUGAGAUAAGUAACGGACACCAAUAUUCUGAUAAUCAGAACAGAUUUGGAAUUGCUACACAACAGAAUGGUGCUAGUAGAGAUAGCGGUAAUCAGUGGAAUAAUGAAAGAAACGAUUCUCGCGGAAGCAGAGGUUUUGGUCGAGGUGUUCUGAAAAUGAAUAACAGGGAUGGUUUUUCCGAGACAAAUUUUAAACCUCGAGGACUUGAUAGAGAUGAUAGAUCAAACAGAAGCAAUUUUAACAGAAGUCAAAAUGAUGUUGGUGGGGAUGGAGAUACGAGAACUUUGUCAGUUCCCUCAAAUAAAGUUGGGAGAAUCAUAGGGAAAGGUGGUUCUAAAAUAAGAGAGCUUCAGGAUGAAAGUCAGGCAAGGAUUGAUGUUAGGCGUGAAAAUCAAGGGGACACAACUGAAGUAGAGAUAUCAGGGUCACCUGAUGCUGUCAGCAAAGCAAGUCAGCUUAUAAAUGAUUUAGUGAAUGAUGACAGGGGUUCAAGGUCAUUUGGAGGUAGUUCCUCAUAUAAUGGAUUUGGUGAAUCUGGGUCGUCAUUCGGAAGCAGUAGAAAUGACUCAAAUCGAGGUUUCGGGACAGGUCAGGAAGAGGACCGAGGAUUCGGGAGAGGUCGGCAGGGAGGGGAUCGAAGAUCGUGGAGAGGGCAGCAGGAAAGGGGCUCUGAAUUUACUGAGAUGAAAGUGCCUAGCACCUCUGUUGGAAAGAUUAUAGGUAAAGGUGGCUCAAAGAUAAGAGAAUUGCAGGAUGAGGCUGGAGCAAAUAUUAAGGUGCAGCGUGACAGUGAUUCUUAUGGAGAAACUAUAGUUGAACUCUCUGGAUCAGCAGAUGCUAUCAGCAAGGCAAAGGAUCUUAUUAACGAACUUUUAAGUGACUCUGAUGGCAGAGGGUCAAGGUCAUUUGGUGGAAGUUCAAGGUCAUCAGAUAGCAAUGGGUUCACAGAGAGUGUUGAAGAAAGUGUGAUACCAAGAAAAAUCAACUGGGGGAUGAUUUUAAAAGAAAAGGAGGCAAAUGAUGCGAAAAAGUUUGCAGACCUGCGUCCUAUAAAGAAAAAUUUCUAUAUUGAAACGCCUGAAGUCGCAAAUAUGUCUCCCUCGGAGGUGGAGUAUAUAAGGGAGUUUAAUUUUAAUAUAACAGUGACCAACCUAGAUAAGAAUGGUGAAAUUCAGGUUCCAAAUCCGGUUAGGACUUUCGAAGACGCAUUUAGCCAUUAUCCUGGUAUAUUGGACACAAUCUAUAAACAAAAAUUCACUAAACCAAGCCCAAUACAGAGCCAGGCGUGGCCAGUUCUACUGAGAGGCAAGGACUUGAUAGGAAUUGCACAGACUGGUACUGGAAAAACUUUGGCUUUUCUCCUACCUGCCUUUAUACAUAUAGAUGGACAACCAGUCCCGAGAGAGGAGAGAGAUGGACCAAAUGUUCUAGUAUUGUCACCAACAAGAGAGCUAGCCCUACAGAUUGAGGAGGAAGUGAAGAAAUUCAGUUAUAUGGGUAUCAGAAGUAUAUGUGUGUACGGAGGUGGUAACCGACGUGAACAGAUCAACAUGGUUACGAAAGGUGUAGAGAUAAUUGUAGCCACGCCGGGACGAUUGAACGACCUGGUGAUGAACAAUAUAAUCAACGUGAAGAGUGUAACAUACCUCGUUCUUGACGAGGCUGAUCGUAUGUUGGAUAUGGGGUUCGAACCAGAAAUCAAGAAGAUUUUGCUGGAUAUUAGACCUGACCGACAGACAGUCAUGACCAGCGCAACAUGGCCAGUGGAUGUACAAAGAAUAGGGGAGAGAUAUUUGACCAAUCCAAUACAAGUGUUUGUCGGCAGUCUAGAUUUAGCUGCUGUACAUAGUGUUACACAGAGGGUUGAAAUUAUUGCUGAAGAAGACAAGAAACAAAGAAUUGUUGACUUCAUUCAUCAUGAGAUGGCCCCAGAGGACAAAGUGAUUGUUUUUGUUGGGCGAAAAGUCACGGCUGAUGACCUAUCUAGCGAUUUUACUUUACGUGACAUUUCAUGCCAGUGUAUCCAUGGCGACAGGGAACAAUGUGAUCGUGAACAAGCUUUAGAAGAUUUCAAAUCUGGAGAUGUCCGGAUACUUGUAGCCACAGAUGUAGCCUCACGUGGUCUUGAUGUUAAAGAUAUCACAUAUGUGUUCAACUUUGAUAUGCCAAGGAACAUCGAAGAGUAUGUACAUAGAGUUGGGCGAACUGGGAGAGCAGGGAAGACUGGUACAUCAGUAACUCUUGUGACUAGGAGUGACUGGGGUAAAGUUGGAGAUCUCAUAAAAAUUCUUGUGGAAGCUAACCAGGAAGUACCAGAAGAGCUUGAAGAAAUGGCUGCAAGAUUUGCUUCUCACAAAGAAAAGAGGGAGGCUGAGGGAGGAGGCAGAGGGCGUUUUGGUCGUGGAGGAGGCGGGGGAUUUGGUGGGGGAGGUGGGCGUCGCCGGAGAGAUGAUGGUGUACGGAUGUGUUUCGGUAUUCCUUGAAUAGCAGACAUCUAGUCAUGUGGAAAUCCAUUACAGUCUGGAGUGGUGACCGUACUUGGAGGGGGACUUCGUUAAGAAGACAUGUUAAUAGUUUUGUUGCAGUACUGUUUGGCAUUCAGAAACAACAUUUAGCCAAUGGUGUUAAUUGAAA